AAACUGACAGAUUAAAAUAUAUAUUCACAGAACAACUGUACUCGAAUAAAAAUGACUUUUGCACAAUCGAUAAUAUUAGCGCCUUGCCCAACAUUGCAGAAUUGUUGCCAUUGAUUUCCUGGGAUAGUCAUAACCCUGCAGGAGCUCACGUGCCAGGUUUCUAAAAAUGAGCAUCUGAAGCCAAGUCAAGAUGACAAGCCCAAACCGAGACAUCCCCAUCCACAGCUGGCCAGGCUCCUACUACAUCAACAGCGAGAAGCGCUGGGAGGCCGGGACCCUGUCCCUGACCCGCACCAUAUUGCGCUUCACCUCAGACCAGAGCAAAGAGAACCUGGUUGGCUUCCGCCUCACCAGGAUCAUGGAGAUCAAGAUGGAGUCGUCCAGCUUCAUCUUCAGCACUCUGACUGUGUUGGAACAGGGGAAUCUCAAGCACUGGUUCGGCUCACUGAGGCCCAACCGGUUGGUGGUCUACAAUGUCCUGGAGCAUUUCUGGAGGGAGAGGUUGUUGUCCCCCUCUACUGAGGUCCAGAGGGCCGAGGCACAGCCCACCAAGGGGAGGGAGCUGAUUAACCUGGUGGCAGGGGCUCAAAGACGGCUAGAGGACACAGGGUAUGUCCUCCACCACCAGGGAGAGCAGUUUGAUAACGUCAUGCAGGGCCUGGACAAGAUCGACUCUGAUCUGGGCGUGGCAGACAAGCUACUGUCUGAACUGCAGUCUCCCCCUUGGUGGCCUUUUGGCAAAUUACCCUGGAAGAGUCAGCAGGAUGCCAAUGCUGAGCAUGCUGCCAGGGAGGCCACUUGUAAGGGAACAGCAACAGGCAAGCACAGAGUGAUCACCAGCAUACCAGCCAUCGUUUCCAGAGGUGGAGACUCGGACCUGAAGCCUGGCUGCUUGAUGGUGAUGGUCUCCUCUUUAGAAGUCCGAGACACAAACUAUGUGCUCCUCCACCGCUUUGAGAGGGACGAGGUGGAUGACAUCCGGGUGCACAACCCUUAUGAGAUCAGUGUGAGGCAGAGGUUCAUAGGGAAGCCAGACAUAUGCUUCAGACUCCUGUCGGCUAAAAUGCCGGAGGCCAUGUCUGUGCUAGAGAUACAGUAUAAGAAGAAGGUAGAGUACACGAGUGAGUACUCUGCCUUUAAGACGACCCCAGCCACAACCCCAGGUGACCAGAAUCAACGUUUAAUAUGGAAUGCAGCAGGCUUGCAGCAGUACCAGGAGACAGAGGUCCCCCGUACAGUCCCAGGAGGAGAGCUUUCCCAGGUGCAUCUACAUGUCCUUAAGCCAGAGGUUACUCAGGCUGAGGUUCAGGAGCUCCGACAGAUGCUAAUGCAGCUGAAAAAUCUUGCUCUGGAGGCUGAGACUGAGCUGGAGAGGCAAGACGAGGGCCUGGAUGUUCUGACCACCUCUAUGGACCAGGCCACCAUGCACAUAGACAAACACACCUGCCGCAUGAAAAGGCUGCUUUGCAGGUGUCAGUAAAGCCAUCCCCCUCCCUCCAUGCACAUGGUUUCCCUCCAGCUCCAAGUGUUGCAUGUUCCCAUGUUUCUGCUGAGUAAAGCGAUGCAUCGAGUGGGAUCUGUAGAACUGUGAGGUAUGCAGUGGGUAUGUAACAUGUAGCAAAGUCCCUUGAAAUACACGGUCUACUUUACAGAGCCCCUACUCUUAAGUCAAUUUCUAUACCAUAAUGUUCCGUACUAGAGAAAGCAGGGAGUAACUCACAAUAGGUUGUCUCUCUGACAUUAUCACUGGAUUUAGGAAUAUCUGUAUAAUCUUAUGUGUAUAUGAAUGACUUGCAUAUUUCUAUGCUGUAGUGUACUCGGAUGUUUUACUGAAAUGUAAUUAUUGUCUCGCUAUCAUAUAUGAACUUGCGAUAAUGUAACGGUCUUCUUGUGGUGAAGUAGUGGCGGACCAAAAUGCAGCGUGGUGGUUAUUCAUGUUUCUUUAAUAAAGACUCAAUACAUGAAUAAACUAACAAAACAAUAA
Molecule: messenger RNA, 1984 nt
Organism: Oncorhynchus tshawytscha (Chinook salmon)
Lineage: Eukaryota; Metazoa; Chordata; Actinopteri; Salmoniformes; Salmonidae
Product: synaptosome associated protein 47
Exons: 6
Coding region: 191-1480 (429 amino acids)
Biological process (GO): synaptic vesicle fusion to presynaptic active zone membrane; exocytosis; synaptic vesicle priming
Cellular component (GO): plasma membrane; SNARE complex
Molecular function (GO): SNAP receptor activity; syntaxin binding
Source: RefSeq, a predicted model, not a curated record